Molecule: messenger RNA, 1575 nt
Organism: Diatraea saccharalis (sugarcane borer)
Lineage: Eukaryota; Metazoa; Arthropoda; Insecta; Lepidoptera; Crambidae
Source: the annotation of a GenBank genome assembly
GGCUAGCAACUGAUUUCACAUGGCAAAAAGUCCUAGUAGUUCCAUAAACUACUAUCAACUAAUCAUUUUAAAAAAAAUCUGAAAUUCCGAAAUCAUGAAGGUUGGGAGGAGAUAGAAACCCAAUAAAUAACUCCUUUAUUAUAUUCUAAUUUCAGAAAAGUAUCAGAUGCACUUGGAGUACAAUGGGCACCUGUCGACAUUCCAAUGGAGAGACGGCUGCAGACCCUCGCCGCCACUGCCUGGAUCUGUCUGGUACUCUUCGGUGAAGGUUUCUCGAUAUUCUUGGCGAUUCAGCUGCUAUACUCCCAAUAUUGGUAUUUGGGGAUACUCUACGCUGCGUGGAUGCUAAAUGACAUAGAGAUUUGUCACAAAGGAGGGCGAAAAUUCGAUUGGGUCCGGAACUGGGCGUGGUGGCGAUACUACCGGGAUUACUUCCCGUUGAAGCUCGUCAAAACGACCGAUCUAGAUCCAUCCAGAAACUACCUGUUCGCUUGUUUCCCCCACGGCGUCGUCAGUUCCGGAGCAUUCGGUGCUUUCGCCACUAACGCAGCCAAUUUUUAUCAACUAUUCCCAGGGAUGACUUGUAAUAUGAUUACUCUUACAGGUCAUUUCCUCAUACCAUUCUUUAGAGAUUUGAUAUUAGCUUUAGGAGCAUGUUCUUCAUCUCAAGAAAGUCUGCUACAUUUAUUGAACUUGAAAAAAUAUAAAGGAAAAUGCGUAGCUUUAAUUGUGGGCGGAGCUGCUGAAGCCUUAGACUCCCAUCCUGGUGAAUACAAAUUGUUAUUGAGCAGAAGGAAGGGAUUCGUGCGAACCGCUAUGAUGGCUGGGGCGCCCCUAGUUCCAGUGUUCACAUUCGGCGAGCCGGACGUGUUCCGUCCAAUGGCCAACCCUCAAGACAGUUGGCUCCGUCGGUUCCAAGAGUUCGUGAAGAAAUACACGGGCAUCUCGCCUAUGUUUCCCAUCGGCCGGGGCAUGUUCCAGUACACUUUUGGCGUGGUGCCUCUUCGAUCACCGAUCACCACUGUCGUUGGAGCUCCUAUGGAAGUCGUGAAGAAUUUAGAGCCAACUCCGGAGGAAGUGGAUAAGGUUCAUGCAGAAUUUACGAAAAGGCUAGUUGCCUUAUUCGAGUCUGAAAAGUCUAAAUAUCUGAAAGAUUACGAAAAAGUUCACUUGGAUAUAUUAUAAGACACAAAAAAACUUAUAACUGUGCGUUUGCGUUUGUUUUGCGAUUGUAGAGACUGACGGGAUGUUUACGAAAAAACGCGUUCUUAAUAUCUGUGUUCAGAACUUGUGUUUUACGCAAAACAAGAUACCAAGUUUCGAUACCGAUUAUAUAAACUUUAAUAGGUAUAUGUUCAUUAUUGAAAGAUAUUUGUUGUAGUGUAAACGCACGGCAAUUUGUAUCCUCAGUUUGUUUUGUAGUAUACUCGGUUAUGAUUAUUUUUUAAUAGACAAAGAAGGUUGUGACUCAUGUCAUGAGCGAAUGAAAAGUGUGACUGGUUAUCACCCUGCAUAAAAAUUUACAACAUUACCCAGCACUAUUGUCUAAAAACCCAACAUUAUCUAUCAAAAGAA